CUCUUUUCCCCAACCAUCAGUCCAUCAACAUCUCUCCUAUAUGUAAUGACCCUAGUUGACAAGACUGAUUCAUUAAUGUACUUAUUUUCCAUGGUAUCGUGGUAUGGUGUGGCUUUCUGCAAUGGAAUUUUUGCUGUGUUUAAUAAGCAAACACUUAUAGUUAGGGCCCGGAAAUUUUCGCGAACCGCGAAAUAACGCGAAAUACCGCGAAAUGCCACCAAAAUUACAUUAUAUGCGAAAUUCCACAAUAAACCAUCUAUUCGCGAAAUAACCGCUAAAUCAUUUAAAUUCACUGGUUUACAUAAGCGUUCACCCUAAUUUACGUAUUUUGCUUUCACCCGAAACUCGCGUUACACUUAUUUACAGCAAUAUUAUAUGCUCUUUAUUCAUAAAAUCUACAUUUCAUAACCCCAUGUGAAUUAAUAUUGUUCUGUUUUCUAUUCCACGUAACGUAACCUACGAACGAAAACCAAAACAAACACAUCGACGCCUGCUAGACGCGAGUGCGAGCGUAGGCGAUAAGCGCCCGAGUUCGAGAUAAUCGAUUUAAGUGUCGAUACAUUCAUGGCAACUGUUUUUUCUGUGCGUAAAAGUGUAGCCGGUGCAGUCUAUUAACGAUUCUAUCCGUUUACCGCGUCAGUGGCCACGCGCAUUGUGUUCAUGUGUUUACUAAAGGGAUGUUCACAAUAAAAUUAUCUCGUGAUUGAUGAAAUACGUGUUUGUUAAUACUGAGUGUUGAAAAUGCCGAAAGUUGUAAGUGUUUUUGAUCGCGCACGUGAAUUUGAGAGCGAUGGAUUUUACGUUUUUGACAAAGUGAACAAAACAUUGAUGUGUAAAUUUUGUAAUGUUAAAAUAGAGUGGGCUCGCAAAGACACGUGUGUCAAGCAUUGCCGCGAUGGUACAGUGCACAGACAGAAAAAAGCAGCAGCUGAAUCACAAGCCUGCACAAGCAAAAGGCAAAUUUCUGUUGGUGACAGCUUUCAGGUGGCAAAAAAGACGAAAGUUGACAAAGAAAUUUUUGCCUUAUCUUUGACAAAAGCUUUCAAGGAAGCGAACAUACCAUUGGAGAAACUCGGCGAUCCUGCAAUAAAAAACUUUGUGGAAACUUUUGUUCCUGGUGGAGGGCAGUUACCAUGUGUAAAAACAUUGCGUGAGACGUAUGUGCCCAAGAUCCAAGAAGCGGCUGAGGAGCAGUGGAUUAAAUCAAUUGAGGGACAAGAUAUUGUUAUUUUGUGUGAUGAAACCACUGACAAAAAGGGACAGUGUGUUUUUGUGGUGCUUUUCAAAACAUUACAAGCUUCAGACUCACAAAUUCUUCUUGUUGCCGGGGUCAAAAUUUUAGAGAAUUCUAAUGCUAGUGAGUGCUCGCGGGCAAUAUUAGAAGUACUGACAAAAUUUAAGGUUUACCAUACAAGGGUUGUUGCGGUUGUGUGUGACAGUGCACGCUACAUGACAAAGUGUGUGCAUUCUUUACAAGUUGUUCUUUCGUCUGAGGGUAGGGACGUCAUUCAUGAUCAGUGUUGGAGUCAUAAACUGAAUCUCAUUCAAAAUAUUUGGCCCCAAUCUCUGCCGGAGCUUAACAAUUUUGUUAGCAAAACGAAAACAGCAUUUAUGAACACGCGCAAAAGGAAACACAAGUACUUGUGUUUUCUCAAGCAGCGCUAUCCAGAACAAGAAAAGCCUCAUGUUCUGUUUCCAUCACCAGUCCUUACAAGAUGGGGUUCAUGGUUUGAGUCGGUGGGUUAUGUUAACACAUACCUUGACGACUUGGUAACAUACCUGAAGUCACUGGAGCUCGAGUCGUCAGAAGCUCUGAUGUAUUUUCAAACCUUGUCAGUGGAAGAGAUUGUAAUCAUUCAAUGUCAGGCUGAAUUUCUCGUCGAACAUGGGUGUGCUUUGGUUGAGCUGACAAAGCAGCUGGAGGGUUCAAGCUACCCCAUGUCCCACUUGAUCAGUGGAAAACUCUCAGACUUGUUGAAAAGUUUGCAGCUGGUGAAUGAUUUUAAUUUUGGCUCAAAAACAAAUGAGAGUCUAAAGUUGUUGGCAGCUGUUAAACAAGGUUUGGUUAAAUCCCAGUUCCAGUCCUGUGGGUUGAGGUGUCACACAAAGUUGAUGAAGUUGAUUAAUGAAGAUCCUUCCAAAAAUAUCUUCCAAAACUUGGGGCAACUGUUUAAUCCACGGGAAAUAAUGUUGGAUGAUGUUUGCAAUGAUAUGGUCAGGGCAGGAAAAUCAUUGCCAUUUGUUUCAGUUUCAACUGUUUCAGGAAAAGAAUUUUUGGAAGGAUACUCAGCCUUAAAGGAAAUAGUAGUUGAGAAAGUGAAAAAGAGUGAAGGAAGUGUGGAUAUCAUUCCAAUUCUGUUGGCCUUGAAACUGGACCAUUCAGCUUUUGCAUGCAAUGCUCUGAAAGCCAUUUGGAUACCAGUAUCAAAUGUUGACUCUGAAAGGACAUUUUCAGCAUAUUCCGAUGUGUUUUCAGACAAAAGGCGAAGUUUGAAACCUCAAAACGUUGAGCUUAUGGUCUCAUUGUACUUUGGAAGUAAAACAUAACAUGUUGAAGAAACUCGGACUAAGUUAUACUUACAGUGCUGAAUUGUUAUUAGCAUAAAUUUUGCUUCUUGUCUUACAUAUUGAAUAAUUUUUGUAAUUUUUAACUAUUGAAACUGUUGAUUUGUAAUUUGUAUUGUUUUGUGGAAAGCUGGAAAAAAAUGUAGGCCUGUCCGAUUAUAUUUGCAUUCUAUAUGACAUAAUUUUUGUAAGUACAGCGUGUAUUUUUUUUUAAUUCACACUUCCGAAGUGCAGUUUUUAUGACGAAAUAUAAAAAUUUUUAUGGCGAAAUCUGCUUAUUUUAUUUACCGUUAAAGUAGGGCUCUACGUUAUAGUCCGUAGUAAAAGAGAAACUAAAAUAAUAUUAAAUAAUUGUAAUAGGAUCUUUUCUUUCAGUAAAAUGUCUCUCAAAACCUUUAGAUGAAUCCAUUCUAGCAAAGGCAAUGAUGGAAACUCCUUCACCAAAUUAAUUAAAUGCUGUUUUAUUUAUUUACUACUUUAACACUUAAUGAAAAUACAACACUUAAAAUGUCUGUCCACAAAUUAAUCAUUCUUUUAUUUAGUCCACAGUUUACUCCCCCCACUCGAGCUCGACCCAACAGAGGCUCUCCCUACUGCUUGUCUAUUACCCCGCACCUCUGUCCCAACACACUCUCUCACAUUCUUAUUUGCCCGUCACACACAACAUACUGUGUUUUAUCGCAUAAUCGUCGCACAUUUUAUUCUAAAAUCAAGUUUGAAAAGUAGGGGUGCUACGUUUAUGCGAGGAAAACAUAACCCAUUAAUAGAAAGUACGUUUAUUUAAAAAGUGAAGUAUACAAGAGCACGCCAAACAAUUUAAAUUAAUAAG
Messenger RNA from Bacillus rossius redtenbacheri, 3394 nucleotides. RefSeq lists its product as uncharacterized. Gene Ontology annotation, cellular component: nucleus. Lineage: Eukaryota; Metazoa; Arthropoda; Insecta; Phasmatodea; Bacillidae. The record is from RefSeq and is a predicted model, not a curated record. The transcript is spliced from 2 exons. Gene Ontology annotation, biological process: regulation of transcription by RNA polymerase II. The coding region runs from base 742 to 2547 and encodes 601 amino acids. Gene Ontology annotation, molecular function: protein dimerization activity; double-stranded DNA binding.